AUGGACUCCGGCCAUAGUACAUCUGGCUCCCAAGCCUUACGCCCCAUGUCGACCGCCUUACCCGGUGGGAUUGGCGAGGGACUAGUCCAGCCAGGGCUGGAUGCAAGAGAUGGCGCAUACGCUGUUCGUGUAGGUUACGGUACCAUGACCGGACCUAAUCCCGCCGAUGCCGGGACCCAAACAACAGGGAGGGAUGUCUCAAUCCCGGAAGCGGUUCACGAAGAACAAGACGAACCACCUCGUCCAUCCGGUAGUGCUGCAAUCAGUGUUAGAUCCGAAAGCUCGAACUCGCAGAAGUUUAAACCGACCAGCUACCAGCAUCAAGGCCCUGCGCGUAGUGGUAGUAUCACGGAGCAUGUGGUUGAUGUCAAUGGAAUCCGCAAAGUGGUUCUCCACACAACCAGCACCAGUUCAUCUGAUCAUGAGGGACGUGCAUCACCUAAAAGCAAAUUUCCAGGUCAACAGGAUGGGGAGGUUGUCGAUCUGAAUGGUAAAAAGUCCGACGGCACUCAAGGUGAUGUGACUAAAAAACGUCGUCGUCGGCGCAAGCGUGGGCAAGUGUCAAAGCACUCGGACAACCAUGUAGGCGAAGCAUCGCCACUUCUGCCACAAUGA
This is a messenger RNA of Aspergillus bombycis, 615 nucleotides long. Its product is annotated as DUF21 and CBS domain protein (Mam3). NCBI's taxonomy places the organism in Eukaryota, Fungi, Ascomycota, Eurotiomycetes, Eurotiales, Aspergillaceae. The coding region runs from base 1 to 615 and encodes 204 amino acids. The transcript has a single exon. The record is from RefSeq and is a predicted model, not a curated record.